Messenger RNA from Balaenoptera musculus (blue whale), 954 nucleotides. RefSeq names its product olfactory receptor 2G2-like. The record is from RefSeq and is a predicted model, not a curated record. Bases 1 to 954 code for a protein of 317 amino acids. Gene Ontology annotation, biological process: G protein-coupled receptor signaling pathway. Lineage: Eukaryota; Metazoa; Chordata; Mammalia; Artiodactyla; Balaenopteridae. The transcript has a single exon. Gene Ontology annotation, cellular component: membrane. Gene Ontology annotation, molecular function: G protein-coupled receptor activity; olfactory receptor activity.
AUGGGGAUGGUGAAGAGUACCAAUGAGAGCAACAUAACAGGUUUUAUCCUGUUAGGGUUUUCUGAUUAUCCUCAGUUACAGAAGGUUCUAUUUGUGGUCAUCUUGAUCUUGUAUUUACUAACCAUUUUGGGGAACACCACCAUCAUUCUGAUAUCUCGUCUGGAACCCAAGCUUCAUACACCAAUGUAUUUCUUCCUUUCUCAUCUCUCCUUCCUGGACCUCUGCUUUACCAGCAGUGUUAUUCCACAGCUCCUAGUAAACUUGUGGGAUCCCAUGAAAACCAUCACCUAUGGUGGCUGUGUGGUUCAGCUCUAUGUCUCUCUUGCCCUUGGAUCUACUGAGUGUGUCUUACUGGCUCUGAUGUCCUAUGAUCGUUACGUGGCCAUCUGCCGUCCCCUCCACUACACUCUCUUAAUGCAUCCCCAUUUCUGCAUGACCCUGACAUCUUUGGCGUGGCUUAGUGGGGUGACCACCACCCUGGUACAGUCCACUCUUACCCUGCAGCUACCGUUCUGUGGGCAUCACCAAGUGGAUCAUUUUAUCUGUGAGGUCCCUGUACUUAUCAAGUUGGCUUGUGUGGACACAACUUUCAAUGAGGCUGAGCUCUUUGUGGCUAGUAUCCUCUUCCUUAUAGUGCCUGUCUCCUUCAUCCUGGUCUCCUAUGGUUACAUUGCCCAAGCAGUUUUGAAGAUCAAGUCAGCUACUGGAAGAAAGAAAGUGUUUGGGACCUGUUCCUCCCAUGUGACGGUUGUCAUCAUUUUCUAUGGAACCAUCAUGUUCAUGUAUCUGCAGUCAGCCAAGAGUACAUACAAGGAUCAGGGAAAGUUUGUCUCCCUCUUCUACACUGUGGUGACCCCCAUGCUUAAUCCUCUUAUCUAUACUCUGAGGAACAAAGAGGUUAAGGGGGCACUAAGGAAAGUUCUAGGGAAGAUUCAGGUAGUAAAUUUUACAUGA